GCGGGCGCGAGCGCGGCGGGCGGCGGCGGCGGCCGAGAAGAUGGCGGACGGCGACAGCGGCAGCGAACGCGGCGGCGGCGGCGGCGGCGGCGGCGGGCCCGGCGGCUUCCAGCCCGCGGCCCGCGCGGCCGAGCAGGAGACGCAGGAGCUGGCGUCCAAGCGGCUGGACAUCCAGAACAAGCGCUUCUACCUGGACGUGAAGCAGAACGCCAAGGGCCGCUUCCUGAAGAUCGCCGAGGUGGGCGCGGGGGGCUCCAAGAGCCGCCUGACGCUGUCCAUGGCGGUGGCCGCCGAGCUCCGCGACUACCUGGGCGACUUCAUCGAGCACUACGCGCAGCUGGGCCCCAGCAGCCCCGAGCAGGUGGCGGCGGCGGCGGCGGGCGCCGAGGACGGCGGCGGCCCGCGGCGCGCGCUCAAGAGCGAGUUCCUGGUGCGCGAGAACCGCAAGUACUACCUGGACCUCAAGGAGAACCAGCGCGGCCGCUUCCUGCGCAUCCGCCAGACGGUCAACCGCGGCGGCGGCGGCGGCGGCCCCGCGCCCGGCGGCCUGCAGGGCGGCCAGACCAUCGCGCUGCCGGCGCAGGGCCUCAUCGAGUUCCGCGACGCGCUGGCGAAGCUCCUCGACGACUACGGCGGCGACGACGACGAGCUGGCGGGCGGCGCGGGCGGCGCGGGCGGCGGCCCGUGCGGCGAGCUCCCCGAGGGCACCUCCAUCACCGUGGACUCGAAGCGCUUCUUCUUCGACGUGGGCUGCAACAAGUACGGCGUGUUCCUGCGCGUCAGCGAGGUGAAGCCGUCCUACCGCAACGCCAUCACCGUGCCCUUCAAAGCCUGGGGCAAGUUCGGGGGCGCCUUUUGCCGCUACGCGGACGAGAUGAAGGAGAUUCAGGAGCGGCAGAGGGACAAGCUGUACGAGCGGCGCGGCGGGGACGAGUCGGAGGGCGACGAGGCGGACGAGGACUGAAGCGCGCCGCUUCCCGAAGGGCCCCCGCCCCGCCCGCCGCCCCCGUCCCCUUGGCUGGAGAGCCCCCGUCCCGCUCGCCCGCCCCCGUCCCCUUGGCUGGAGAGCCCCCGUCCCGCUCGCCCCCGGGGAGCCGGUGGAGGCGGCGCGUGAGGCCCCGUCGGGACAACGCAAAGUUAAGGGAUAACGCAGUUCGCUGAGACAAGUAACCACAGAAGAACAGUCGCAGACAAUUCGAGAAAAGCAGCAGAGUUCCAAGGAACUGACCGCAGCCUGCACAGAGCCGACAGCCUGAGCAAAAUCGUCCGUUUCCACAGUUUCCAGCUGGGGUUUGUGACCCCCCCCCCCAGGGUAGCCCUGCAGGGGGGCAGAUCCUUGCGUGCCCGGGGUCGGGGAACGCUCGAGUCCCCCGGACGCGUCCAGGACAGCUGCCUUUGUGUUCUACCCGGGUGUCCUGGCCUGGCGAUCUCUGCCGGCCUCGCUGUUGUGGGGUCGGUCUCUUCACCUCCACUGAAAUCAGCACAUGGGGGUCUAGGUCUUGGUGGAAUUCUUGAGAAGACAGAGGCCUUGGCCCUUGCCCUGUUCUGAGGGUACAGGUUUCAUGCAAAGGAGUGCGACUUUAAAAAGAUCAUGGACAGGGCAGAAUGAGAAUUCAAGAAGCCACCGGGGAAUAAGAAACAAAUUGGGUCCAUUUUGUCUAAGAUGGUUUUGCGUGGAACCUGGACCAGUGUCCGUGUCUCUUUGUGGCAGUGUUUUCCUGGUUGCAAGUGGAUUCAGAUGUCAAUCCUUCAACUAGAAGCUGUUACUAAAGGAUUUUGGAAGUUGGCCAAGUUUCUUUCAGAGCUAAGAGCCGUUUUACAUUGGGGCUUGCUGAGGUAGGCACGGGAAGAAAUCCGGCAGCAAGCACAAGGAGGACUGUUUGAGUGGAUUAGUUGCUGCUCACUAAAGUCCUUCCCCCGGCCUCUAGUCCUUACCAAGAGAUGGCUUAGGGGUGAAUGAGAGCCAGGUCCCUGUGGCUGUUCCGCCUGAGCUGGCUAAUUCAGCUCUUUGGGCCACUGGUUGGCUGGAUUUUCAACCGUUAAACUUGAAGAUACCUACAAAAGGAACUGUGGCUACAAGCCUGAGCUUUAAUGGAAUAUACGUCCUCACAGAAAAGUUGGAAAUAGCCAAAACUGAAGUCUUCACCUACCUUCAGUUCCGUCUGUGGAUUUGUUCACAUACUAAAGAUCCUCAGGUCCAGAAUUCCAGCAUCAUCUAUUCUUUUAAAGUAAAUUUUUAAGAACUCGAUCCAUUGUUUCAGUACCUCCCGAUCAGAGUUGGCAAAUGAUGGUUGAGUGAUUAGAGCAGCACGCCCUUUAGAGGGUGAAAUCCAUCGGGAUGGAGAUGAAGGGAACGUACAAAUGCUGACUGUGUCCUGGAAGCAUUUUUAUACCAUCUUGAAAUUUCAACAAACUGGCUUUCGCCAGUUUAUCCAGCUGUUUUUCAAGAAUAAAAGUUGGGGUUUUCAAGGAUCGCCUCUUCUAUAUUUUAAAUGGAUUUUCAGUAGAAAUGAUUUUUACUAAUCAAGUUAAUCCCACCCCAUCACCAAGGUAUUCCUAGAAGUGUCACAGACCUAGGCGACUUUGAAUUGAACGGGAGCUAACGUUCUUUCCAAAGUUUGUAGGUAUUCUUUGUGCGACACCUUCUCAACCAGGAGGCAAGUAACCCCACCUCCACAAUCUUAGUUUUGUGUUUUUUUUUUUUUUUUAACUGCAUGCCUGCCCUUUAUCUGAGCUGCCAUUUAAUUUAUUGCAUACCCUUUUAUUAUCUGAGUUUGGUAUUAUUCAAUCUAUACAAUCUUUUUGUAUUUAUUGGGAAAUAAGUAAUCUACAAAAAGGUCAUCUUCAUGCAUCGUGGCCGAGAGGGAGGGAAAGAACUGUACAUAAAAUUAGGCUUUUUUUAAAAAAUUAGACUUAUGAUUCAGAAUACUGUUGAUCUUAGGUUUUUUUAAAAAAAAAAAAACGUGGACGAGCCACAAACUGGUGCCCUUUUCAGACUAUUUCUCUACUCUCAUCCUCCACAGUAGACUUUUUAAACAGAUUUUUUUUAAAGCUUUUCCUUUUUUUAAAAAACCUUCUCCGUCGCAAAGAAUGUUUCCUAAAUUGUAUGGGAGCAAUAGUAUUUUUGAUGUUUUAAUGACAUCUGUAUAUACUCGUACUGUAUUUUGUACCACAAGGCAGCUGUUUUCAAUAAUGUCCUGCUGUAUUGACCUAUGUGUUUUGAGUGUUGAUUUCUUUGCUGCGGAGAACAAAUCCCUACACCGUUUUAGUAAGGGCGCCGUGAAGCUAGUGUUAGGUUUGCAGAAACUUUCCGUUUCCAACUUUGAGGCAGCAGUGAAAAUUCAGGUUGCAGCUCUCAGUUAACUGCUGUGACUUGUUCAUUUUCGUACCGUGUACAAGUCCUCUUUAGACCAACUUGUUUUCUUGCUUCAGUGGUGGUUCUGUUGCUCAGCUGCAGUGAACCAGUUCGACUUUGCAGAGGUGCAGUACCUCCCCUUUGGAAGGGGCUGGUGUGUUUUUUCUUUUCUUUUUGUUUGGCUAAAUUGCAGUAACUAGCCUUGCCUUUCUAUUCUGUAGAAAUGACAGGGUCUUCACCGUCCUUCACCAGUGGCUACCAAGCUAUAAUUAGCUGAAUAGAAAGAAUGUGGAAGUGGUCGGAGGCAUGUAGAGUAUAUGCCAAGAACACUACCAUAUAUGGCGCCAGCUUUGGUUACCAGAGAAAUUUUCUUAGUCAUUAGACCAUGUAACAGUAAUAUAUCAUAUGUAAAUCUUUAGAUAUCAAUUUGAGAAUCCUCCAAAAAAAGGAGCAAAGAAUGCAUAAGCUAUGUGUUGGAAAAAGUAAUUUAUAUUAAAAUUUUGACCUGCCUAUGUAAGAUUAAGUGGUAAACGUCCUAGUGGUGGGUUUUUAAGUCUUAACCCAUCUCAGAGGUUUGUUUCUCCUGCAGGGGGUGGUUCACAGUCUCUCUUCUCACUGCAGGAAGAUUACAGAAGGGUGUGGAUUAGUUGUAGCAUUUCACUGACCCUCAUUCCACUCACUGUUCUGGGGCAGCAGAAAUCCGCGGAGCACAGAGACUGCUCUUUUGAUGUGUUGGCCUGUUACCGAGGCCGGAUUUCAGAACUCGUUCAGAAACCGCGCUUAGCAAAGAAAAUCUGUUAAUUCCAGUCAGAAAAUGGCAUUACAGACUCUGGGAAACAACCAGAUUUUUUUUGUUCUGGUUUUCAUCCUCUACUACGAACAGUGAUUUAGGGCUUGUCCUUUCACCUUGGCAAACAUCCCAGCUAAUCACAUGUUCAGAACAGUCCAAUUUCUAAGAAGUGGGGAACGAAAAUUCCUUUUGCGACCAUUGGUAGAGUGUUUCUCAAGCCAGUGCCGUUCUGGACACGAGCAGUCCGGUCGCAGGAACGGAAUCGAAAGAGCGAAACUCUGUGGUGAGAUCCCGCCGUUGCCUCGUGGUUUCUCUUGUCCCCGCUGUGGUUCGAGUCGCGGGGCAGUUCUAGUCCGCGGUGAAAGCCUUCAGUGCAUAUGCUGCACAGAGCGCCACGGUUGUGGGCAGAAGAGGCUGGUUAUAAUAAUGCCCUCAUAUUGAGUGGUCUGAAAACGGCUGCACACUUCAGGCGCGUAGUUGCUGAGGAUGCUUUGUUCCGUGUGACCUUGACCGGCUCUACUGGAGGGUAGAGUGUCCUGCACAAGGUAUCGAGACGUAACUAUUGCUUGGCGUCCGCCUUGCUCUGGAGGCGGAUGGCCUUAGGGAGAAGCUUGAGUGUGUAAGCCAUGCACAUAAGUAUUCUUCACUGUAAAUUUUGUUUUCAUUUUUAACCCAGUUACGGUACUUUGUCCAAUGCACAACUGAUCUCUCAGUAGAUAUUCAUUUGCAAAUAGCGUGGCCUUGAUCAGUGAGAGGGAAGGAGGGCAAGUGACCUCGCGGGUGCGAAGGUGACUCACCGAGAGGCCUUGCGCGCGCCACUCUUUGUGUCCAAUGCGCGUGUGGCCUCGCUCCUUUCCGCCUGGGGAAAGUUCAUGGUUUUGACCCUGGAGUUACCAAUUCAAUUGAGUUGUCUUCUGUUUUUAGGAAGGAUCAGAAUUGCUCUGAUAAGUAACAAAGUUGACUGCUUUGGUGUCCAAUCUCAGGUUUUAGAAUAGAGAGAGUGGUAUAAAAUCCCACUGUUAACUCUUAAAACAAUUUUAAUGUAAUACACCCCGAAAUUCACAUGCACGAGGCCUGUUCAGAGAGCAGAGCCUCCCAUCGUUUUGCUCCUUUUCCACUUUGUACUUCACUUGAGAAAGUGUCGAGUGAUCUUACAUUGUAUAUUUCCAUUUGAACCCCGACAUAUUUCUCAAAGAUAAAAGCACUUUUUGAUAAUGAAAUUCAUGGGAUCUUCGUGUGAUGUGGAUCAUGGUUUCUCAGGCUCCCUUAGAUAAUCUGCUUACGAAUAUUGUUCUGUGUAAGAAGAGUGAAAAUCUUUGCUAAUGUUAGGAAGUUUGUAUUAUUGAUCCAGAAUGCAUUUUGCUAGCUUCCAAUCGAUGGGAGAGUAAACAAUGCUGCAUUCACAAUUUAAUAAGUUACUUUCCCUUAAGCCUUAAGGUAACUUUUUUUUUUCCUGUCAACAACAGCACUGAAGUUAGAGUAAGUGAAUGAGAUUAUCAGUUUUCAGGGUUGGUUUUAGAGUACUGUAAAUCCAUGAGCUGUCUUCCUAAACAGUUACUAUCUCCCUUGAAUUAACUGGAUAGUGGGCGCGUGGGUGGGCUGGGGGGAUAGCUUGUAGGAAAGAGAAAAGAAAGAAAACCACAUUUACCUUAAGAAAAAUACAGACACAAAAUUAAAGAGUGCAUGUCGGCGCCCCGUUUUUGAAAUUGCAGAUAGAGGGCGGAAAUGGCAAACGAGAAAGUCGUUUGCCCAGUUUCUAAAUCUAGGAAAGCAAAGUCAUUGAUUUUCAAAUCCCCCACCCCCCACCUCCCCGCCAAAGUUUCAAGAGCUCACACUCGGGGACGGUGAGUUCAUUUAUCCCAGUUCCCGAGUUAAAGUCACUAUUCCCAGCUCUUGGUCUUAAACCGUAGUUUCAUUACUGAUGGAUUCAACAGACCCUUCUUUCAAUAAAUGUGGUCCAGUUUUGUCAGGAUGAAAACCCGAUUUGGAAAAUGAAAAAAUUAUAAAGGUAUAUCAUGAAGACUUAUUACUCUGGCAAGUUCCAGGUGAUACCUGUUCCCCUUGAUCCAAGUAAGACUUUGAUGAAUGUAUUCUGUAUUCCCUGAGGAAACAGGGAAUAUGCCAUCCAGUGUGAUCACCCUUGUUCACCAUCUUUUCCUUUCGUUUGCAAAUCUGACUCCUGCCUCUCGAGUUAGACGUGCGGCCCGGUCCCGGUAAAGCACCGCAGACACCGUGUGGGUAGUUUCCCUGCUCCGAGGGGGCCCCUCAUCACAGGAGGGCACAGCUUUGUUUGAAGCCAAGAUGUUGUUUUCCCCCACAGGUAAUUCUAACAGACGCUCUGAUGAAGGAGCGUGACCAUACUUUGGACCAGCAUGAGGUCGUGUGUCUAGGAGCAAAUCGCGAAUGCCCAGUGUGUGAGAUGUCCCCCAACCAGAUAAGAGAGGGUCGGUUGUGUCUGUAGGGCGGUGACCCGUGGGGCCGUCCUACUGAGGGAUAGCAGUAGAUCCCUUCACGCUGCCAGUAAGUCCAGCAGCAGACUUUUCAUCCCGGGUCUUACCCGCUGUCCAGGCUUGUUCAGAAAAACCUGGUUGGAAACAGAAUGGCCAGGAGGAUAGUCCUUCCCUUUUUAAAUCCCCUUUUCAGGGAGAUACAACUGCAGGGGGAGGCCCAAGAAAAUCGCAGGACAGGAUCCUCUCACAAAGCACGUUUGUAUUGUAGGGAUUGGGGGCUUUCGUUGCUCAUUAUUCCAGUGCGAGGCCUAACCUGCAGGCCACCUCUGCACACAAACUCUCUGGAUUCCUAGGAGUUCACAGAUGGAACAGAAGUCCAAGCACAGGGCAUACUUCUAGAGCCUAGUUUUACCUGUUGUGGUAGCGGGAGAGUGUAUGGGGGGUCUUUCUCCAUGAUCAUCAAUAUUUGAAUGACAGCUAAGAUUAUCAGUGUAUUGGAACAACUAGUGGGGAUUUAUUCUUCCUUUUGCUCCUUCACGCAAAUGUUUUCCCGGGAUCAUUUCUCAGAGUCCAUUUGUCUUCUGAUAUGUUUCCAGACAGCACACCUUCCAUCCUGUGGGAACCCUCACUGCUGGUCAUAAUCAGCAGGGGCUUCCUUAGACUAGACAGUUCACUCCAGAGCUGGGACUGAUGUCCUGCCCGUGGAGACUCGGCUGAAGUCGUUCAAAAUGAUUUUAAACCAAAUCUUGACGGCAGGAGACCGAGCUUCCUGAUCUAGAGGGACGACUAGGUACUUAAGGGGUUUGGGGGUGUCUUCAGUCUCUGUGUAAAUACCCACAUGCUUGUGCAUUGUAAACCAAGUGUGUGUUCCUGUGUAUGAAUUUGUAGAACUGGAUUCUGCUUCAAGAGAAGCUGCACCUUUAAUUUUAUAAGGUCCCCUCCACCUGUAACCCUAUAAAUAUUUGUAAAUAGAACACUAAAAUUUGUAGCGAUAGGAUCAACUUGGGAAUAUCUGCUGAGAGACCAAAAAGUUCAUUUUUUUAAGUACCUUGGUUGAAGAGUAAAGAUUAUUCCUCUUAUUUUUUAAAAGAAGAAUGCACUUUAACAGCUGCGUGGGCGAUUCAAACGGGCCCGUGAGGUGCAGUGCCGUUCAGAAAUCACACUUCCUGGAAGCCGUUCAGAAGCGGUGUAGACGGGCUGUCGUGCUCCCGGCCUGGAGGUGGGAGCUCGGGCGCCAGUCGGCGUGGACUCGAGCAAGGCUGCCACGCGGGCACCGCCCGAAGCUUCCGACAGGCCUGGCAGGCGCGGCCCGUGUUGACCACUAACUAGCAAAACUGACAGAAACACAGAGACAAAAGUUGAAGAAUCCUUACUGCUGGUGUGCACUCCUUACAAUAGCAGAUUUUGCAAAUGGAGUUUUACAGUCUAUAUUUAAAAAUUGUAUGUUUGUAACAAAUAAAGUAUGCGGAAAAGUGAAUGACAA
Molecule: messenger RNA, 8078 nt
Organism: Mirounga angustirostris (Northern elephant seal)
Lineage: Eukaryota; Metazoa; Chordata; Mammalia; Carnivora; Phocidae
Gene: PURB
Product: purine rich element binding protein B
Exons: 2
Coding region: 41-964 (307 amino acids)
Biological process (GO): regulation of transcription by RNA polymerase II
Cellular component (GO): nucleus
Molecular function (GO): purine-rich negative regulatory element binding; RNA polymerase II transcription regulatory region sequence-specific DNA binding; DNA-binding transcription factor activity, RNA polymerase II-specific
Source: RefSeq, a predicted model, not a curated record